AUGAGUGCAAGAGAAUCAUUGAUGGAGAUGGGAUUCGCGCCUGAACGUAUUGAGUGGGCGCUCAGAUCCACGAAUGCGACACUGGAAGCGGCGUUGGAUCACAUCGAAAUGCAUCAGGACGAGCCUGUGCCUCCAGACGCCACGUCGCCCGUGGGCGACGAUGCUGAAUCGUCCGAGACCGCGGUCCCUCAGUCUAUUAAGUGCAAUGUGUGUAACAAGCAAUUCCGUGAUAUGGACCUGGCUAAAUAUCAUGCGGAUAAAUCAGGUCACGAGGACUUUAGCGAGAGUGCGGAGGCCAUCAAGCCACUCUCGCCGGAAGAGCGUGAAAAGCGUCUGGCUGAACUGCGUGAAAAAGCAGCAUUGCGCCGAUCUGCGCAAGAGGCAGAGUAUGCAAAAGACCAACGCGCGAAUGAAAUGAUCCGACGCAAGGCGGGGCAAGAAGCAGUUCAGGCUCGCGAGGAGCUUGAGCGCAAAGAACGUAUAAAGGAGGCUGAAAAGAAACGCCGUGAGCGUUUAGAGGAUGUACGUGCAACUAUACUCACAUCUAGAUGGCAGCGAAAGAGCGUGUUCGGCGCCAAAUUGAGGAAGACAAGCAGCGCCGGGCCGAAAAGGCUGCGCGCGAAAAAGAGCUGCGUCAAGGCAUUCAGAAGCCAGCCGCACCAGCCGUGCCAUUGGCUGCACAGCUUCCUAAAGUCAGUGGUCACGGAACCGAGACACGACUGCGCGUGCGCGCACCGGGGGGUAUAUGGAUGGGCACGCUGA
This is a messenger RNA of Malassezia restricta, 762 nucleotides long. Its product is annotated as UBX domain protein. The transcript has 4 exons. The coding region runs from base 1 to 762 and encodes 253 amino acids. NCBI's taxonomy places the organism in Eukaryota, Fungi, Basidiomycota, Malasseziomycetes, Malasseziales, Malasseziaceae. The record is from RefSeq and is a predicted model, not a curated record. Gene Ontology annotation, molecular function: protein binding.